UUAUGCAAUUCAUCAUGUUCUAUGGCAUGCACACAAUAGUCCAUGCAGACUUGAUGCAUGAUGGGAGACCUAUUUUGAGGGGGUUGGUGCUGACAGAGCAGUGCUAGUACCUGCUUUGCUCCAUUCAUUCAUAAAGAACAUUUGGUGGAUGGCUGCAUGCAUGGCUCCCCAUUCAUAGGCUGCAGAACACACAGACACAGCUGUUUUUGUUUUCAAAACCAGCUGAUAAUUGAAAGCAGAGGUCUCAGACACGCGGCCCGUGGGCCAAUUGCGGCCCACAAGAUGCUAUUUUGCGGCCCCCACCUUAAUAUGAAAGUUUAUUGAUAGUGUAUGAAUGGCACUUGACAGCGUUGUUUGCGGAGCUGUAGGAAUCUACCAAUCACGGUGUGGUAUGUGGCUCUCGAGGGCCGAACAUUGACGUCACUUGCGUGAUGCAAGCAGAGAAAUUCCCCCCGUCCCUCCCAUUUGUCUCCAGACAGAGACGAUUUUUGUUAUUUGGGUCCAAAAUGGCUCUUUCAAUGUUCUGGGUUGCCUACCCCUGCAUUAGUGGAAAAGCGGCAAAUGAGUGAAAGCAACAGCGACGUUGCCAUGGCGACGAGGGUUUUCUAACGCGCCUGGCUGUCCGUCAGUAAUAACAUUCCUCGAUGACCUGGAACAAUUCAAACCGUUGUUUGUUUGUUUUUUUUGCAUUGCCUCACAUUUCUUCAUCCUCAUUUUGUUCAUGUAUAUUUUGAUAUUAUUUUGUGUUGAAAAUAAAAAUAAAGACAUUUAAAAAUAUUUUUUUAAGAAUUUUUUUCUUGCGGCCCGGCCUCACCCAGACUCUGCAUCCAGUGGCCCCCAGGUUGUAUCACCUGCUCUCCAAACACCAUCCACCCUAACCUGGGUUGGGGAAACCCCUGAUGAGUGGGACCUGUAUCCAUGAGCCCCGUGCCCCUUCCCCCUCCCUGUCAGGCUUCAGCACCCCGGUAUCAGAACCCCCCUAUCGAAGACUCGAUGCCGACACCCCCGCCUGCACCCCGGAAACGGACCUGACCCCAACACAGUGUGUCCUCCGAAACGUGCUAUCCAUUGACACCGGUGGCUUGGGGGCCCUGGGUGGCAGCAGUCCCACUCCCAGUGAUGGACCUUCGGGGCACUUUGACAACAGCGUGCUAAAACUACAUGAACAUGACACCUGCCAGUGUGGCGCAGGGGCCGAGGCGGGCCACAGCCCAGAAGCUGGUGCUCUCCGGAACCAUUCGGAGAACAUUCGGCUACAAUCGGGGUCUGGAGGAUUUUUGGAGGGACUGUUUGGCUGCCUAAAGCCUGUCUGGACCAUGAUCGGAAAGGCCUACUCCACUGAACACAAGCAUAGCCAUGAAGAGAGUUGGGAGGUUCCGUUUGAAGAGAUCUCCGACCUGCAGUGGGUUGGCAGUGGAGCACAGGGGGCUGUCUUCCUUGGCAAGUUCCACGGAGACGACGUGGCCGUGAAGAAAGUGCGAGACAUCAAGGAGACGGAAAUCAAACACCUCCGCAAACUCAAGCACCCCAACAUCAUCACUUUCAAGGGUGUGUGCACCCAGGCCCCUUGUUACUGCAUUUUGAUGGAAUACUGUGCCCAAGGCCAACUGUACGAGGUGCUGAGGGCAGGCCGGAAAAUCACCCCCUCGCUAAUGGUUGACUGGUCCAUGGGCAUUGCAGGAGGCAUGAACUACCUACACCUUCAUAAGAUCAUACACCGAGACCUCAAGUCCCCCAACAUGCUGAUCACGCAUGAUGACCUUGUGAAGAUCUCGGACUUUGGAACCUCAAAGGAGCUCAGUGACAAAAGUACCAAAAUGUCCUUUGCAGGCACCGUUGCCUGGAUGGCACCCGAAGUCAUUCGGAACGAGCCGGUGUCAGAAAAGGUGGACAUCUGGUCAUUUGGAGUGGUACUGUGGGAGAUGCUGACUGGUGAGAUCCCUUACAAAGAUGUGGAUUCAUCUGCUAUCAUCUGGGGAGUGGGAAACAACAGCCUCCAGCUGCCCAUACCCGAGAGCUGUCCUGAUGGCUUCAAGAUCCUGCUCAGACAAUGCUGGAACUGUAAACCCAGGAAUAGGCCUUCUUUCCGUCAAAUCCUUCUUCAUCUAGACAUAGCAUCGGCUGACGUUCUGUCCACUCCCCAGGAGACAUACUUCAAAUCGCAGGCUGAAUGGCGAGAGGAGGUGAAACAGCACUUUGAGAAGAUCAAAUCUGAGGGCACUUGUCUGCACCGACUCGAUGAAGAGCUGAUCAACCGACGCAGAGAAGAGCUCAGACAUGCUUUAGACAUUCGUGAGCACUAUGAGAGGAAACUGGAGCGGGCCAACAACCUUUACAUGGAACUCAGCGCUGUCAUGCUGCAGCUGGAGCUCAAAGAAAAAGAGCUGCAGAAGAGGGAGCAGUCCUUGGAUAAGAAGUAUCCAGGUUUCUUUAAGCACCACAGCUCCAGACAGAGCAGCUCUUCAAACAGCAUGGACAAGCUCAUCAAGAAGAGAAACGUCCCACAGAAGCUUCCCUCAGGAAAGAGGCCAGACAUCCUCAAGUCUGAGGUAAUCAUUCCCAAAAUGGAUUCUUCCGUAAUGCAAGUCACUAUCCCCACCUGCGCCAGUAGAAGCUCCACUUCUCCCAGUCGGUCUCGAAGGGUAAAGACCCGUCACCGCAAGCCUGGAAAAGGCAGCAGUGGGGAUCUAGCAGGACUUAAAGCCAAUCAGUCAUCUCCCAAUAGAGAGACGGUGGCCGAGGUGAACAACUCAGCCACUGACUCCUCCAUGCAGCUCCUGGAGCCCUCUGCGGCUCUGAGGGGCUUCAGCCACGAGCAACAGCAAAGGCAGCUAUCCUCCUCCAGCCCUGACCUCAUCUGCACCGCGCUACAGUCAGGCGGCCAGGGGAAAAAAGAUCCACCUCUGGGCGGGCUGGAAAGGGGGGGCAGCCUCAGUGCCUCUGCGGGAUUAGGUGCAUCAGAGGCCGCAGUCACUGGUUUGGAUGAUCUCACAGAAACUCCCCCACGCAGCGACACUCCUAGCGAGGAUGCUGCAUCAUUCCCGUUCUCAAGCAGCCCGGACUCGCCUUGUGGGAGGGGGGCGGCAGCAGGGCGUGGUUCUCUGGGAUCACCACGCUUGCCCCAUGAGGAAGAUAAAGAGGAUGGAUCUGGCACUGUUAGGUUGCCCCGAGGGGCUUCAGGGGGAAUCGGGAGUCAGCACCUCACACCUUCAGCCAUUCUAUACAGGGCAGCUAUUACACGUAAACAGAGGCGUGGGGUGUCAUCAGAAGAGGAGGAGGGUGAAGUUGACAGUGAGGUUGAGUUACCACGAAGACGACGCCCGACCAGCAUCACAAAGUGUCAGUCGGUGUCCACCUUCAGCUCAGAGAACUUGUCGGUUUCGGAUGGCGAGGAGGGCCACACUACAGACCACUCCCACAGCGGCACCCCUGAUGUGGUCAGCACCAACACGGACGACAGGUUGGACUACCGCAGCGACGACCUCCUCUCUCAGGGCUCAGAGAUCCCGGCAGACAACACAGACCCGGCUCAGGUGUCCGAUUGCCUAUCAGAGAGAGAAGGAACGUCGGGUCACGCCAAAGCUCAGCUGCAAGUCGAGCAGAAUCCAAAUGAGGGUCGUGUCCUGUGUGAUGAUUCGGACUGUGACAGCGCUGAGCUAGACCAGCCGGGCAGUGGAGAGUCAAGCCGACCGCCAAGCGCCGACGCGUGUGUACCGCCCCUUCAAGCUUAUCAGGGGUCACCACAUCCGCCUCACACAGGACCUCCAUAAUCAACUGAUACAAAUACCUCUAGCCACCAUGACAUCAGGGCAUCAGUCGCCAGUGCAGCAUGUCACGAGGGAUCACACCUGCAGUACAACACUUCUCAGCCCAAGUUAUGAAGGCUCCCAAGUGCAGUGGUGACCAUUACUCCAAUCAAGUGACAUUGUCACAAUCAGAGUCAUUUCCUUUUUCUUUAACAGCUUGUGAAAUAAUCAGAAAAAUGUCAUUUUGCAUUCGGUACUGUUUGUAGGCAAAAUAUAGGUGCAAAGAUAUCCUUAGCCACGACACCUAAUCCUCUAAUCACACUAGCCAUUACUCUGGGAGCAUUCACAUAUACUAAUAAAUAAUAAUGUAAAUAACCAUGACCAUACCACAUGAGAAAUAUAAUAUUUUAUUUGUAAGAUAAGAAUAAAUGGUAUGCAGCCCUGUGAACAAAUGCAUGAUUAUAUGUUUUUAAAUUUAAGAUGUGAAUGUGUCUGUUUUAUAUUUUGUGAAAGUUUAUACUUUUUUUAAUCCUAAAAUAUUUAUUCAGUUAUUUAAUAAUUGUGAGCACUUAAAAAGGGGGGAGGGAGGUGUUAAUUUCACAAAGAUAAGUCAUAGUAUGUAAUUUGGGUUUCUCAGUUUUUAAAAACAUUCCUCCUGCUGACUGACACCUGCUUGAGAUUUUUACUUGGGUCAUGAGGAUUUGUGAUGCAAUGGAGACCUUUGUCAUCGUUAAGUACAAAAUCCUUAAAGUGUUGUCCUUGGUGAGUGUAAAGUAGUGCCUGCACUCACAACAGCAAGCUCCUAACAUGCACUGCACUGAACCAGGACAACUCUCAGCAGCAACACUGGUGCAGGUGCUAAUAAAUGUGAAUGUGCUUUUGUAACAAACUUAAAAAGGACUCACCAAGUAUGUUGUUCACCUUCAUAAAAUCCUCCAACCUUCCCCCUUGACCCUUUAAGAUUUCUGCAGGAGUAGCCUGGUCCAAAAUGUAGAGCACUUCUUUGUAGUUACUAGUUGAAAGGUUAAGUAUCCUUUGAAUAGAAAUGUUUUGUUUUUAUACAACAUUGCACAUUGUAGCUGUAACAUAGUAAAUAUAUCAAAAGAAAAUUAUGAGCUACAAUAAAUAAUGUAUUGCUUAAAAAAGUGUGUUCUUUGUUUAAAUUGGAGAAUAAAGUGACCAGAAUUAUGAUCUCAAAUGAAAUGAGCUUGAAAGAUAGCAACUGCUUUAAGAAUAACAAGGAAAACAAAAAGGUGUGUUUAGGCCUUUCACAAUUUUAUUUUUAUGUCUUUAAACAAUUUAAAUGCACCCAAAUCUUGUAUAGUUUAAAAACGUGCACAAAAAGUGAGUUUCUUCUUCCGGCAAAAAAUACAAAAUUAAAUCUGUCCCAGGCAAAAAAGGAUUGCAGAAAACUAGUAGUAAUUCUAGAAAUCUUGUCAUUCUAGUGUAUCAUAAUUAAUAUCUCAGCAUAAUAUACUUUAAAAGACCAAUAUGUCUUUUGUAGCCUUGCAGUGUUCCCCCAACCCAGCAAUUAAAAAAAAUAGUCUCUAUUUAAAAACAACAUUUCAAUGUUAUAAUCCUUAUUACUAUGGUCUUUUGUAAUUUCAGUGAAAAGAAAAUAUUUUCCUCUUAUUCAGACCCACACCUGGCAAGGCGACGCACCCGCCCACAUCAGAAUGCAAUACAAAACAAUAGUCAAGACUUCUGAUCAAAAAUUACAACUGAUGGAAAAACAGGAAUGACACAAUUACUCUGAUAAAAUUACCUCUGAUAAAAUGUAGUUCAAAUUCAUACGAUGAAAAAAUUGCAGUGUGGCGUAGAACUUUUUUCUGCAUUCAACUUCAACUUAGGCCAUUUAUACCCAUUUAAAACCCGUCAAAUCCACAAUGCAUCGCUCAGGAAGCACAGCUCCAAAUAUAAGCACUAGAUUCUCUUCUUACAAGGAGCUGUGUCUUAAAUAAAAAAUAAAUAGAUAUUUAAAAAAGGAAGGGAACAGUCCCUCUAUAAUUUUGAGUUAAGUUUUUUCUUCAUUUUUACAUUUUCUAAGAAAAAUCUGACAUAAGAAAAACAUUUAUGCCUUUUCAGAUUUUUCUAAAACAUGUUUUGCACUUAUCAAGAAGAUCAAACAGAUAUACAGCAGAAGAAAAAAAAGAAGUCUUUAAAAACCAUCUGUAACGGGAAUUUUAAACUCAAUAAAUAAAUAAGAUACCAUUAUCAUGAUGAAGCUGUGGUUACUACCGAGGCGUAGAACCCAAAGCAGAGGAAAGGUGAGAUUAAAAUAUUUUAGCAUGAAGUUCAAUAAGGGA
Messenger RNA from Nerophis ophidion (straightnose pipefish), 6052 nucleotides. RefSeq names its product mitogen-activated protein kinase kinase kinase 12 (gene map3k12). Gene Ontology annotation, molecular function: JUN kinase kinase kinase activity; ATP binding. The transcript is spliced from 14 exons. The coding region runs from base 900 to 3770 and encodes 956 amino acids. Lineage: Eukaryota; Metazoa; Chordata; Actinopteri; Syngnathiformes; Syngnathidae. The record is from RefSeq and is a predicted model, not a curated record. Gene Ontology annotation, biological process: protein autophosphorylation; JNK cascade.